Messenger RNA from Neurospora tetraspora, 1335 nucleotides. Its product is annotated as FMN-dependent dehydrogenase. The record is from RefSeq and is a predicted model, not a curated record. Gene Ontology annotation, molecular function: FMN binding; oxidoreductase activity. NCBI's taxonomy places the organism in Eukaryota, Fungi, Ascomycota, Sordariomycetes, Sordariales, Sordariaceae. The transcript has 2 exons. The coding region runs from base 262 to 1335 and encodes 357 amino acids.
GUCUCUUCUUAAUUGUGUCUCAUGUCACAAGUUUUGACCGAGUGUUGAUCAUCGACCUCAGUCUUGUUUUGCUUUUUUAAGACCCCGAUACCCAAUGUUUUUAAACCCAGGCUGCAUGUCUUGAUCUUUCUGCUUUGCAUCCCAAGUCCCCUCCUUCCUUCCCCUCCCAUCUGCACCGUCACCACCACAACCACCAAUCAUUAUCGUCAACACCAUCACCAUUACCAUCUCCGUUACUUCCACAACUACUUACUAUUCAAAAUGACCAUCCCUCCAACAACAACAACCACCCCCUCCUCCACUCAAAACCCUCACCACCCGCCCUCCCAACCCCCCCUCCACACCCUCCUCUCAACCCACGACUUCCUCUCCGCCGCCUCCCUCUCCUUCCCCCCCAAAACCCACGCCUUCGUCACCUCCGCCGCCACCGACCUUGUUACCCACCGCUCCAACUCGCACACUUACUCCCUCAUAACCCUGCGGCCCCGCAUCCUCCGCGACGUUUCUCAGGUUUCCAUCCGCACCACCAUCCUCGGGCACCCGGUCUCCUCGCCCAUCUUCGCCGCCGCGACCUCCUUGGGCAUCACCGUCCACCCCGAGGGCGAAAAGGAGAUUGGAAGGGCUUGCAAAAGACUGGGGGUGGGAAUGACGGUUAGUACCAGUGCUAGUUUUUCGAUACAAGAAAUUGCGGGGGUUGUGAGGGAGACGAAGACGGACGGGGAAGAUGGACAAAAAGAGAUUCCGUUGUGGUUUCAGCUUUAUGUGGAUAAAGACCGGAGCAAAUCGGAGCGGUUGCUAAGGCAGGCUUGUGAAGCGGGGGUGAAAGCUGUGUUUUUGACUGUUGACGCGCCGGUGCCGGGGAAGAGGGAGGCUGAUGAGAGGAUUUCCGCGAGCGAAGCGGUCGGUUUAUCGGCAGGGGUGGUGCCGAUGACGGGGGAGAAGGCGGAGAAUGAUAAGUCUGGAGGCGGACUGGGGAGGAUCACGGGGAAAUUUGUGGAUGCGAGUGUCCAGUGGGGGGAUAUUGCUUGGUUGAGGAAGUGUUUGCCGGAGGAGGUCAAGGUUGUGCUAAAGGGGGUGCAGACGGCUGCGGAUGCGGUCAGGGCGAUGGAGGCGGGCGUGGAGGGGAUCGUGGUGUCGAACCAUGGGGGGAGGAGCUUGGAUACGGCGCCGGCGACGAUUUUGGUUUUGUUGGAGCUGCAGAGGUGUUGUCCGGAGGUUUUUGACAGGAUGGAGGUGCUGAUCGAUGGAGGGGUGAAUGCGCGGGACGGAUGUACGGUCGAGGAGGAACAUCCGUAUGCGAAAUGGAGGCCGUCGAUGAGGAAGAAGGCGGCAUAA